CAACCAGGAAGUAGUUUACAGCAACAUUAAUAGCCAAGAAAACAUCGUUAAUUGCAACGUCUUGUAGUUUAAUCACUGGAUUCCGUUGUUAAUCUCCAGGGGUGCAUGGCUGGCUUUAAUUUAUUUCACACAAUAUUUGGUCUCAUUUUUGUGCUAUGGCCAUGCCAAGGACAAAUUAUUUCUCCACCUGGUGGUGAUGAAUUAACUUUUUUACUUGGAUCAAAUGCGACAAUAGCCUGGUCCACUCGUGAUCCAGAUAACGUUGUUACUCGUUCUUGGACUUUCAUUGGAAAUAAAACGAGAUUAAUUGCAUCAAGUGGAGUAAAAGGGGCUGGUCUUCAAUAUUUUGGCUCAGGCUUAGACGUUAAAAUACAAGGACUAGAGACAUUGGUUUUAAUAAACGUUAAUGAAAGUUAUGAUGGAAUUUACCGGUUUGGUAUUCUCCAUCCAGUCACUGGCAGUUACGUAUCUGAUGUUAGAGUUAUUAUUCCUGUGAGACCAGUCGUGAGCUUAGACUGUUCUACUCUCAUCACACUAAACGAAGGUGAAAACUUCGUCUGUUUAUGCAGAAGUGAAGAUGGAAAACCUCCAGCUAAUGUUACCUGGUAUAAAAAUGAAGUCAAGUUUACUGAUGUUGGAACCGAGAAACAAAUAUUAAAUCUGAUAAAUGUUAGCAGCACAGACGGUGGAACAUACAAGUGUGUGGCCACAAACUACCCCGAUGAAAAUUAUACCGGCGAAAAAUUCAUCCAAGUAAUAAUCUACUGUAAGUAUAUGUUUACCUAACUCCCAAAAACCCAGUAAACUUCGAUUUGGAAAUGUGAAAAUAUUGCAUGAGAAAGUUUAUUUCAAGAGUAAACAAAAGAUUGAAAAAAUGACUAGAAAAACGCCUAUCACACAAAAAAACAUGUGUGUAGAAUUACACACUAAGGUGUGUUUGACUACACACCAAGGUGUGCUCAAUUGCACGCCAUGGUGUGCAAUUUGUGCACACCUUUCUACGCGCUUUUAGAAAACACACGUGGUGUGUAAGGGAACACACCUUUGUGUGUUCGAAAACACACCUCUGUGUGUUAGCAAAUACACCUCCUUUUGCACACCUUUCCUUUUGCUCAUUAAGGUGUGUAAAGUAACACGCUUUUCACUGAAAACACACCUUGGUGGGUUUGGCAGCACACCUUGACUCAUCCAAGGAACACAUCUUUUGGUGUGGUACACAACACACCUUUAAAUUAUUAACUGCAUAUACAAUAUGCUUGAUUGGCCUUAUUUAUUACUUAUAGUAUUUUAGUGCGUUGAUAAGAGCGUCAGCCUUAUUACGAGGAAUUACACAAGCCAUAGGAAAUUUCGCGCUGUUCCAUCGCAUUUAAAUUUAACUUUUUGCUUUAAAUUCCUCCAUUAUCUUUGGCUUGCGUUUCAGCUUCGAACAGUAUUAAAAACUCCAAACAUUACAUAAGACAUAAAUUUAAGGGAAUUUAUAGAUCGUUUUGGUUUACUUUUGUAAGAAUGGUUAACGUGGGUUGUUUUUGAAUAUCUACAGACUUGUACGGUGGCCCACAAGUGCAACAUCAAAUAUUAGAAGAAACAUCAAAUUAAAAUGACUUAUAUUGAAUUUAAAUUCACACACCGAAUUGUGCAACUUUUUACUUAAACAAUUUGUGUGUUCUCCAGCACAGCUUUAGCUGUGUAAUGAAACACACCACGGUGUGUGUAUG
Messenger RNA from Dendronephthya gigantea, 1715 nucleotides. RefSeq lists its product as uncharacterized. Bases 106 to 786 code for a protein of 226 amino acids. NCBI's taxonomy places the organism in Eukaryota, Metazoa, Cnidaria, Anthozoa, Malacalcyonacea, Nephtheidae. The record is from RefSeq and is a predicted model, not a curated record. The transcript is spliced from 4 exons.